CUUACAUCGCUGAUUGGACACCACACGUGCACGAUAUCAAUUCUUAUACAUAGCUUGACCUACAUGUACUUGGGGAUCUCGAUCAGCUGCAACCAGCAUGAACAUACAAAACUGCUCUUCGUCGUGCCCCGCUCGCCCUUCCUUACUCACGAGUCAUGACCUUUUUCUCAAUUGACCUUGUUCAGCCUUGGAUAACGAUCUCACAUGCUAUUAGUGGUCUAGCCAAUCGAUAACUGGCGCCUCUAAGCGCAUGUCCAUCAUUAAUAAUUCUCAUCGCAAACAUGCAGUAGGCGCCUGUCUAUCUUUCAUGCCACACCACCCUCCUCGUUCCAUUUUCACCAAGGCUUUGUCCACCUAGCCAUCCUUCCCACUUAUUAGAUGGAUGAAAACAAUCCUCCCCGGAAGAAGCGCUGGGAGUGGUUGAAGCCACGUUCAGACCCACAUUCGGUAGAGGACACUGCAGGCAGGAAAGCAGCCAGUCAAGAUCUAUCUUCUCUCUCGCCUUCGAGGAAUGGGGCCAGUGGACGAUCCUCGGGGUCCGUUCACAAGCUCUUUGGCAAGGUGACCAAGCGCUUCCCUGGAAGCGCUCGACAGUCCCCUAACCCUGAACCCACUCAGUCCAACAAGGCAUGUCCAAUUUCAAUUCUGAGCAUGCCCAGAGCGCAUGCCAUUGAUCUCACCGCUCCCACUUCCGAUUCAGGGAUUGUAGAGGCAAGUUCGACCAUCGAGGCCGAACAUCUCGACCCGAAGUUUGUGAACGAAAGAAUCGCCAAUGCUACCAAAGGUGUCGCAGGCAUCGGCCAGGUCCCAACAGUAGUCCAAGAUGCUUCUUCCGCGAUCAACAACAUACCAUCUUUUUCUGAUACAAUCGACACGUUCUCCGCAUUGCUUGAACCCUUGAAGGCAUUCAACUCCAUUGCCAAUGUCCAUCCCUACGCCAAGGUGGCACUGAGUAUCUUCACUUGCGCGUCCAAGAUGAUUCUCGAUCAGGCAGACCGGGACGUUGCGGUUUCCAGUCUACUCUCAAAGAUAUCUGAAGUCUAUACUUUCAUCACGGAAGAGGAGGAAUUGGCCAAGAUCCAAUCCAUGCUAGUGAUAUAUGGGAAGAUAGCGCAGCAGACACUGGAGUGCGCUGAUUUUAUCAGCCAUUACUCCGAGACGAAGAGUGCCUGGAUAAGACUCGGCAAGCACGUUUUCGGCGAAACGGACGCGACGAUUCAGAGCUACAGCAAUGUUCUCGACGGUCUCAUGCAGCAAUUCCGAGACCGAGCGGCUCGUGACACCGUCGUGAUCGUCCACCGUAUGGCUGAGAGUCUGGACCUCGCAGGGAUGGAGUACGCAACGGGUGUCGGAUUGAAUACGUCUAAAUGCUGUCUGCCAAAUACUCGGCAAGACCUUUUGAAGGACAUUCAGAAUUGGAUCAGCAGCACCGAGGAGGGCGCUCCAUGUGUUCUAUGGUUGUCUGGCACAGCAGGCAAGGGCAAAUCGGCUGUCGCCCAUACAAUAGCCAACUGGUAUAUCGAAAACGGUGGUCUUGGCUCAUGCUUCUGCUUCGAUCGCACUCGGCAAGCGGAUCGGCGUCAAGACAAAAUAUUCACGACGAUCGCAAGGGAAUUGGCGGACUGCAACCCCAUCGUGCGACGAGCCUUGGCGCAAGCAGUCCGUGAUCACAACGGACUCAAGCGCACUCCAGAUAUCAUAAAGCAAUGGCAGGAACUCAUCGUCGGAUCGACAGACUUAGCUUCAAAGUCCAUCGCUGCACCCGUGCUGAUAGUCAUCGAUGCGUUAGACGAGAGCGGCGAUGCUAACUCUCGGGAGCAAAUUCUUCGUCUGCUCGCUGGCAAACUGAACACUUCCACCUCACAACCAUGCAAACUCCCAGCGAACUUCCGCAUUCUGCUCACUUCCCGUCCACUCGAAGACAUUCAGAAUACUUUGCACACCGCGCCACAUGUUCGCCACGUUUCUUUGGAUGGUAUCUCGUCUGCAUCCACAGAACUCGAUAUACAACUGUAUAUCUCCCACAAGCUCGAAGACCUGCACCACAUCUUCAACGAUGCGCACUUCAAGGCGCUCGCUCUGAAAUCUGAUGGCCUGUUUGAAUGGGCUCGUCUCGCCUGUGAGUACAUCAAGGGUACGAACAAAGUGGGUGUGGGUCCGGUGGGGCGUUGCAAAGCUGUGAUGACUGGAACGUCUGAAAAAGGGACGCGUCUGUUGGAUAAUAUGUAUGCACGCAUCUUGGAAGAAAUCAUGCCGGAGGACGAGCGCAAGGAAGCUAUCCCGGUGUUUUUCUCAGUGAUGGGACAAGUCCUUGCCUCGUUGGAACCACUUCCCAUGCCUGCGUUGAUGGCUAUGUGACUUUAUUUUCCCGAAGGGACUUGUGAUUACGAAAUGGAACGGGUCCUUGGGCCAUUGGGAUCCCUUUUGACGGGCACUUCGGACUCCCAUACUCCCAUACGUCCCCU
This is a messenger RNA of Suillus plorans, 2465 nucleotides long. RefSeq lists its product as uncharacterized. The transcript has 8 exons. The record is from RefSeq and is a predicted model, not a curated record. Lineage: Eukaryota; Fungi; Basidiomycota; Agaricomycetes; Boletales; Suillaceae. Bases 379 to 2358 code for a protein of 659 amino acids.